AUGUCUUUGAGGGCUCCCCAACCCGGGCAUCUUUGCCGACAGCAGCCAACGGCCGGCUCCUUGCAGGCGGGCACUGUGGAGCCCCUGCUGCCCACUGACCAGUUCCUGAACCUGAAGGCGGGCACUAGCCUCUGCACCUUCACCGUGGCCCCGAGGCUGCGCGUGGACACGGAGCUCUGCACAGUCUCCACACGCGUUCAUACCGGCACCAUCGUGAACGGGGCCUUGGACGUGCAAAGCACCCUGACGGGUGGCUCCGCCGAGCUCUCCACGGAGCUGCGCAUCCUCAGGGCGCGGCCCGCGGACGACUACCUCACCAUCACAGGCGGCGCGCAGGGCACCUACCUGAACAGCGUGCUGUGGACCGCCAGCGCCAUCCGCGCCGACAACGGCAUCGUGAGCGCUCCAGCGUACCUGCAGCUGAUCGGCGGCUCCACGGGCGUGCAGGCGCAGGGGGACCUCGCCCGCGGGCAACGUGCGGCUGCGCGUGGCCUGCGGCUCCGCGAGGGCCUGCUGACGGCCUCCUCCGCGGGCGGCGUGGAGCUCUUCGCGCCGAACCAGGCCAUCUUCCUGCGCACCUCCUCGGCCAACGACGGCGAGGUGAUCGUAAAUUUCGGGUUCCAGAACCUGUCGGACCCGAAGCUCAAGAAGGACGUGGAGCCGGCGGGGCUCGAGGAGCUGCAGGAGGUCUUCGACGCGGUGACGCGGCAGUGGUACCGGCGCACGGAGGGCAACCAAAAGCGCACGCUGGGCUUCAUCGUGCAGGACGCUGGCCUGCGUGCUCUGGGGCGUGUGCAAAAAGCUGCAGGCGCGGAGGAUGGGGCGAUCGCGCUCUUCCGCGAUCUGGCAGACCGCUUCAACGUGCGGGACCCCCGGAAGCUCCACCAGAUAGCCCGGCGCGAUCACCCAGAGCGGCGCGACCUCACGGCAGCGCGGGCUCGAGUGGCGCUGCAGGGUGACGUGGCCCGGCAGGCGCUGGCCCCGAAGCCCCGGUCUCUGGGCAAGAGCGCGGCCGAGGGGCCCAACGACCGGCUGCAGGCAGACCUGGUGGAUUUCUCACAGAACACACGUGGGCGGAACAAGUACGGGCUCGUCGUCACGGACGUGUUUACAAGGGAGGUGGCCACCAAGGCGCUGCCCGACAAGCGGGCGGAGACGGUGACGCAAGCAGCCGCGGAGAUCAUCCCAGACCUCGUGCAGCAGGAGGGCAACUAUGUCGUGACGACGGAUCAAGGCAACGAGACCCGAGCGAUCGCAAUGCGACGGCAGUCAUCGACCGGGCCCAUACAGACCCUCAAGAAAGAUCUGGCAGGCAAGGUGGCUCGGGACGGCGGCGGCUGGGGCGAGCACGUCGAGAACGUGACGCAGGCCUACAAUGCCCGGCCCCACGAGACCGUGCACGCUGCUCCCGAGGACGUGGAGCAGCAGCCGGCGACGCAGUUCCGCGUGCUUCAGGACAACGCCACGAAGUUCCAGCACAACAAGAAGCUCACAACAAACCGCCAGCGACGGCAGGAGGCCGCAGGGGCCUUCCGGGCACCGACAAACGCGGCAAGGAGCUUCCAGCCUCAAUACGGGCCCGCCAGAGACCUGGCCUCCUACGACUCGAUGACCGUUCGAGCCACGGACGGUUCAGAAAGUUUGCUGAAGCACGCAUUGCCCGUGUUCCGAGGCAGCGCCGAGCCUAAGGCCCGACUCACGAGGCCGCCCGUGCCUCUGGCCGUGCGGCAGCUUCGAGACUUCAACCCCGGCCCAGCGGUGAUGCACUCGCCGUCCGAAGACAACGUGGUUCGCAUGCUCGACCUGUGGUCGCCGGAAUGGAAGCAUCGCGGCCGCCAACGAGCCAUCGGCUCCGGAUCGUAUGAACAAUACUGCACCCUCGGUCUCUUCGCCUUUGGAGGCAAUGAACCAGGCCUCUCGAAAGCUUCCGUGAACAAAGAAGCUUGCGUGGCUCUCAACCACUUCCUUCGAACCCGCUUUCCCAGCGCCACCUGGACUUCCAUCGCAGUGGUGCUGAAUCCCCACAUUGGCUUACAUCGAGACAUCCUCAACAUGAUUGGCACACCGAAUCACGCAAUCGCUCUUGGAUGCUUCACAGGAGGAAGAAUCUGGGUUGAAGACGACGAAGGCACAUCGCCAGAGGUGCGAGUCAUGAAACACAAAACUCAUCAGCUCUGGGGCUCGUGGAUCGACAUGCAUGACAAGCCAGUGUCUUUCAACGCCCGUCGCUUUCACAAGGUCGAGCCACACGAAGGCCGCAUGUGGGCGCUUGCAGCAUAUACCCCGCGAGCGUUCAAGCGAUGUUCGCAGGAAACCAUUGACGCAGCAGUCUCGCUGGGCUUUCCCAUUGAUGAUGC
This is a messenger RNA of Symbiodinium pilosum, 2357 nucleotides long. The record is from the annotation of a GenBank genome assembly. Lineage: Eukaryota; Dinophyceae; Suessiales; Symbiodiniaceae.